CUGUGCCUGCUCCCCACCAUGCUGCCUCCUUCUCCAUAGCCUCAUCACCCCAGAGUCUCCCAACCCCCCAAUCCUGUGUCCACCUCCUGCACCCGCAGAUCACCUGGAAGCUGGUGACAGGGAGCAUGUGACCUGUGUGGCCAUGUGACUGGGACGGGCGGGCCAGUGCCUCCAGGCCCAGAAUCGGGAACGGCGCUGGUGGCGUGCAAUCUGGGUGCCUGUGCAGGAACCCGCUGCACUUGGUGAGGUGGGCAUGGGAGACCAAGCCCAGCUGACCAGAGACCCCGUUUUCUUCCAGACUGAGGGGAAAGGCGGUGGGGCCUCCCCACCUGCCCCACAGAAGAUGCAGUUUUUCGGCCGCCUGGUCAAUACCCUCAGUAACGUCAGCAACUUGUUCUCGAACCCAUUCCGGGUGAAGGAGGUGGCUGUGGCCGACUAUACCUCGAGUGGCCGGGUUCGGGAGGAAGGGCAGCUGAUUCUGUUCCAGAACACUUUCCAUCGCACCUGGGACUGCGUCCUGGUCAACCCCAGGAACUCACAGAGUGGAUUCCGGCUCUUCCAGCUGGAGGCGGAGGCCGAUGCCCUGGUGAACUUCCAGCAGUUUUCUUCCCAGUUGCCGCCCUUCUAUGAGAGCUCCACCCACGUCCUGCACAUCGAGGUCCUGCAGCAGCUGACCGACCUCAUCCGCAGCCACCCCAGCUGGUCGGUGGCCCACCUGGCGGUGGAGUUGGGGAUCCGAGAGUGCUUCCAUCACAGCCGCAUCAUCAGCUGCGCCAAUAGUACAGAGAAUGAGGGGGGCUGCACCCCCCUGCACCUGGCCUGCCGCAAGGGCGACGGGGAGAUCCUGGUGGAGCUGGUGCAGUACUGCCACGCCCAGAUGGACGUCACCGACAACAACGGAGAGACGGCCUUCCAUUAUGCUGUCCAGGGUGACAGUUCCCAGGUGCUGCAGCUCCUAGGGAAGAAUGCCUCGGCCGGCCUGAACCAGGUGAAUAACCAAGGGCAGACGCCGCUGCACCUGGCCUGCCAGAUGGGGAAGCAGGAGAUGGUCCGUGUGCUGCUGCUGUGCAACGCUCGCUGCAACAUCAUGGGGCCCGGCGGCUACCCCAUCCACACGGCCAUGAAGUUCUCCCAGAAGGGGUGUGCUGAAAUGAUCAUCAGCAUGGACAGCAACCAGAUCCACAGCAAAGACCCUCGCUACGGGGCCAGCCCCCUCCACUGGGCCAAGAAUGCAGAGAUGGCCCGCAUGCUGCUGAAGCGGGGCUGCGACGUGAACAGCACCAGCUCCGCAGGGAACACCGCCCUGCACGUGGCUGUGAUGCGCAACCGCUUUGACUGCGUCAUGGUGUUGCUGACCCACGGGGCCCACGCUGAUGCCCGCGGAGAGCACGGCAACACACCGCUGCACCUGGCCAUGUCGAAAGACAACGUGGAGUUGAUCAAGGCCCUCAUUGUGUUUGGGGCAGAGGUGGACACCCCGAAUGACUUUGGGGAGACUCCUGCAUUACUAGCCUCCAAGAUCAGCAAACUUGUCACCAGGAAGGAGCUCCUAACUCUGCUGAGAACCGUAGGGGCCGACUGCUGCUUCCCACUCGUCCAGGGGGUCCCCGUGGAGCAGGGCUCCACAGCAACGCACCAUUGCUUCUCCCUGGAAAGAUCUCAGCCCCCACCAAUCAGCUUAAACAACCUAGAACUGCAGGACCUCAUGCACAUCUCCCGGGCCCGGAAGCCAGCGUUUAUCCUGAGCUCCAUGAGGGACGAGAAGCGGACCCAUGACCACCUGCUCUGCCUGGACGGCGGGGGCGUGAAAGGCCUCAUCAUCAUCCAGCUCCUCAUCGCCAUCGAGAAGGCCUCAGGCGUCGCCACCAAGGACCUCUUUGACUGGGUGGCAGGGACCAGCACAGGGGGCAUCCUGGCCCUGGCCAUUCUGCACGGCAAGUCCAUGGCCUACAUGCGUGGCGUGUACUUCCGCAUGAAGGACGAGGUGUUCCGGGGCUCGCGGCCCUACGAGUCGGGGCCCCUGGAGGAGUUCCUGAAGCGGGAGUUUGGAGAGCACACCAAGAUGACAGACGUCAAGAAACCCAAGGUGAUGCUGACAGGGACGCUGUCUGACCGGCAGCCGGCUGAACUCCACCUCUUCCGGAAUUACGAGGCCCCAGAGUGCGUGCGGGAGCCGCGAUUCAGCCAGAAUAUCAACCUGAAGCCUCUAACUCAGCCCUCAGACCAGCUGGUAUGGCGGGCAGCCCGAAGCAGUGGGGCAGCCCCCACCUACUUCCGGCCCAGUGGACGCUUCCUGGAUGGCGGGCUGCUGGCCAACAACCCCACGCUGGACGCCAUGACUGAGAUCCAUGAAUACAACCAGGACUUGAUCCGCAAGGGUCAGGGCAACAAAGUGAAGAAGCUCUCCAUCGUCGUCUCUCUGGGGACAGGGAGGUCCCCGCAGGUGCCCGUGACCUGUGUGGAUGUCUUCCGUCCCAGCAACCCCUGGGAACUGGCCAAGACUGUUUUUGGGGCCAAGGAACUGGGCAAGAUGGUGGUGGAUUGUUGCACAGAUCCGGAUGGGCGGGCUGUGGACCGGGCCCGGGCCUGGUGCGAGAUGGUCGGCAUCCAGUACUUCAGAUUGAAUCCCCAGCUGGGGACAGACAUCAUGCUGGACGAGGUCAGCGACGCAGUGCUGGUCAAUGCCCUCUGGGAGACCGAGGUCUACGUUUACGAGCACCGGGAGGAAUUCCAGAAGCUCAUCCAGCUGCUGCUCUUGCCGUGAGGCAGCCAGGCCCCCAGCCGCCCCCUACCCCACCCACCUACCCACCCAGCCCCUGCUGCAGAGGCCUGGCCAGCUGGUCAUGGCCAGGCCCAGGCAGCUCUGCGUCCACAGACUGGCCUCAGAGAGGCUGGACUUCCUGCCUGAGGCGAGUCCUGAGGCCUCUCUCCCCCUGUCCUCACCUUCUGGCACUUUUUGUUAUUCCAGGCUUACAAAGCCUAGAGCCUCACUCGGGCCUCUCCCUGACCACCAGGGACAACUGAUUCAGGCCCUUCGCCUUGUCGGUUCCAACACUAAGGGCGCCUGGGUGUGCCCCCAGCCCGGCUUCGCCCCAGCCCAGCCUCCCAGAGGGCACUGGGUUCUUCCAGGUCCCCUGGGGGUGCAGGACCUCUGCUACCCUCUGCCCUCUUCCCUGGGGACGGGGCUAGAGGAGGGGCUGUCUCCCACCCCGUCAGCAGGGGAAACCCAGGCUCCCAGAGUUGGGGCGCCCCAUUCGACUUUGCCCCUCAACACACGCCCAGCCACCUGCACCCCUCAGAGCUGCCCCACCCUGCGAGCUCUUCUCGGCUCUCAAAGGUCGUCGCUCCUGUGACUUAAGUUAUUUUUCCUGACAGGAAGUAGUUUACGAGUGGGGAGGGGCCCCCGGGGCUGCCCCCAAACUGUGAAAUAAACUGUCUGAUUCCAA
Messenger RNA from Diceros bicornis minor, 3446 nucleotides. RefSeq names its product phospholipase A2 group VI (gene PLA2G6). NCBI's taxonomy places the organism in Eukaryota, Metazoa, Chordata, Mammalia, Perissodactyla, Rhinocerotidae. The coding region runs from base 254 to 2764 and encodes 836 amino acids. Gene Ontology annotation, molecular function: protein binding. Gene Ontology annotation, biological process: cardiolipin acyl-chain remodeling; positive regulation of ceramide biosynthetic process. The transcript is spliced from 17 exons. The record is from RefSeq and is a predicted model, not a curated record. Gene Ontology annotation, cellular component: mitochondrion.